ACUCCUCUUUAUCUUUUACAGAUUCACCAAAAUGAAAGCGGCUUUUAUUAUUACACUAUUACUACCUGUUGUAUUAAGUUACACAGCUAACUUAAAUCCUCUUUCAAAUGAGUUUAUAAACUAUAUCAAUAGCAAACAAAGCUCAUGGGUGGCUGGAAGAAACUUUGAUGAAAACCUUUCAACCCAAGAGCUCAAAAAGUUAUUAGGCACAAAGAAAAGGAAUUUAGGGGACGUAAAAGGAUUUAUCCAUAGUGAAAAUAUUCAAAUUCCAGAUUCUUUCGAUGCAAGGGAAAACUGGAAAGAGUGUUCAGAUGUUAUCAACACUAUUGUCGAUCAAUCUGCUUGUGCGGCUGGUUGGGCCCUAGCUGCAGCUUCUGCAAUGAGUGAUAGACGAUGCAUAGCCUCCCAAGGAAAGCUUAAAGUGCCUGUUUCUGCUGAAAAUGUAGUGGCUUGUAGCCGUAAUAGUCUUGGAUGCAAAAUAGGAUAUAUGGAAGAUGGAUGGUGGUAUUGGCUAAAAAAUGGAAUUCCUACAGGAGGUCUUUAUGGCAGCAAACAGGGUUGUCAACCAUAUUCGCUUCAAUCUUGUGAACAUCAUACAAAUGGUACUAAAGUGGAUUGCAGUACUUUGAAAUUGGAUACACCUACUUGCAGAACUCAAUGUAACGAUCCCGCACUUAAUUAUAAGUCCGAGUUAACUUAUGCUGCAGGUCCACCAGAUUGGUACACUAGAGUUGCCGAUAUGCAAAGGGAAAUAAUGACAAAUGGUCCAGUAGAAACAACUUUCCGCUUGUACACUGAUUUCUGGAAUUAUAAAAGUGGUGUUUAUCAUAAUGUCGGUGGAGAUUAUGCUGGAGACCAUUGCGUCAGAGUUUUAGGCUGGGGUGUAGAGAAUGGAGUCCCAUAUUGGUUGGCUGCUAAUUCAUGGAAUGAAGAUUGGGGAGACAAGGGAUUCUUUAAAAUACUUCGCGGAAAAAAUGAAGUAAAAUUCGAAGACCAAAUGCUUGCGUCACGUCCAAAAGUCUAAUUGUAAACAAAAUAUUGGUGUUACGCUCACGCAGCCAGGAGAAGGGCAUGGCUCUAACCCUCAACAAUGAGCAUUACAGAAAAUUAACAGUUCCCUAGGUAACCAUCCACUGAAAAUCUUAGAUUCAUCAGGUAACCAUAUUGUCUUAUUUGGACCUACCAUCUGACCCCUACUGAAGAUUGUAAAGAACUCAAGACAGCACCUUAAGAAGCCUUCAGACCAUCAGCUAAGAUCCUUAAUAAAAUAUAUAGCUGGCCUGUAAACAUAGACUAUUUUUAUAUAAAGUAACAUCAUAAAUUCUAAAAUGUAGAUCUUGAAUUGUGACCAUAAUAAAAUGAGAAAAUAAAGCAUUUAUACUGAA
Diabrotica virgifera virgifera (western corn rootworm) is the source of this 1385-nucleotide messenger RNA. Its product is annotated as cathepsin B-like. The transcript has 5 exons. Gene Ontology annotation, biological process: regulation of catalytic activity. The record is from RefSeq and is a predicted model, not a curated record. Gene Ontology annotation, cellular component: lysosome. Lineage: Eukaryota; Metazoa; Arthropoda; Insecta; Coleoptera; Chrysomelidae. Gene Ontology annotation, molecular function: cysteine-type endopeptidase activity. The coding region runs from base 32 to 1024 and encodes 330 amino acids.